Molecule: messenger RNA, 933 nt
Organism: Mycena indigotica
Lineage: Eukaryota; Fungi; Basidiomycota; Agaricomycetes; Agaricales; Mycenaceae
Exons: 6
Coding region: 1-933 (310 amino acids)
Biological process (GO): protein folding
Cellular component (GO): endoplasmic reticulum membrane
Source: RefSeq, a predicted model, not a curated record
AUGACACGCUUCGGGGACUUUGAUGUCCUAUGUCGCGAUACCCCAUCAUACACUUGGUGUAACCUCUUCUAUCGCCAAGUACUCAAGAAAGCUUCGGAUAUCCUCACAGAUGCGUCCCUUCCAACCGCCUCGGCAGGUCUGGGCGUAAAUCCAACGUGCUCCAUUCCUCGAAUGGGUCACGAUGGUUCACUAGGGAACAUUGCCAACAUCGUCGUCUGUGCACUAAGUCUGCUGUUUACGGGCGUGCUCAUAUGGGCUACAAAUAGGCGGAAAGCUGCUGUCGGACGGAUAGAGCUCCGGACAUUCCUUCUGUUAUAUUUCAUCACACUACCAUUACAACUUAUCACCACUGGCUCUUUCCUCGAGCAGGGCUCAACAUCAUUAGUUGCCCUCACCGCUGUACAUGCAGGGUUUGUAGCAGCUCUAUUUUGGGCUCUAUUAGCAAACGCCCUCGUCGCGACGCAGGUUGUUGAAGACGGCACACCGAGCAGUUUAAUACCCUUUUACUUCUUUGCCGUCUGUUUCUUCGCGGCAACGACCUACAUCUCUUUCGAUGUAGCUCUCACCAUCACCUCUACAUUUGGCCCGUCAAACCCUCCAUCGGCGCUCCAUAGCAUCCCGCUAUUUGUCUUCACAAGUAUAUGGCCGGCCGCAUCGACCCUCAUAUACUUUGGCAUCAUGACUUAUAUUGUACUGGCGGUCUUGAACGAGGUUCGACCGAUGUGGUUUUACAUCCUGUCUGCGGCUCUUUUCGUCCUCAGUCAGCUGGCCUAUUUUCUGCUGAGCCGAGUUAUUUGCAAGGGAUCAUCACAAAAAAUUGACGGCUCGUUUGUUGCCACGAUUCUUGAGACCGCAGCAGUCGGUGUGCUUUAUCUUGCUUGGAAGAGCAUCACAGAAGAAUCGUGGGAUGAAGACCCGUAUUACGCUUCAUGA